UCCUCCUGCUUCACACACACGAGAAGAGAGAAGAGAGGAGAGAGAUGGAGGUGCCCAUCAAGUUCUACAGGGGCAUCAACUCCUACUGGAGGAGGAGGAAGUACCAGAAGCUGGAGAGAUCGUCGUCACCCGGGCAUAAGAAGGUGACGAAGCUCGGGGCUGUGCGGGGGACGAGGCGGUGGUUCGUGAGGCUCCGGCGGAGCUUCCGGUUCAGGAUCAGACUCCCUUCCCCGGCCCGGCUCCUGGUCCGGCUCAGGGACGCCUACGUCGACUGCAUGCUGGCCAUGGCCGGGAAGGCGCCCGGCCUCUCCACCAAGAGUGGGCCGGAGGUCUGGUCGAAGAGGAUCCCCACGUCUCGAUCGACGAAGAUCAAAUCGGUUGAGUUCGAGCGGAGGUUACUAUGCGAGAUCUACAAGUCCCUCGUCAUCUCCGGAGAGCUGUGAGAACCCUUCCAAGAGCAUGAGAAGACGGAUAGGAAGAACAAGGUGAAGAUGGUGGAGGAGUCCGAGGGAACAAGAAGAAGCCCACUUCUUCGCUUCCAUCUUCUAUUUAGUGCUUUUGUACUUUUGACAAGCCUUUUGAAAUUUCCUUCCCCCUUUUUUUUAUGUUAUUUUAUUUUUCUGUUCCUCACUCAUUUUGGGUUGGGACUUCCUCUACUGUAAAGUCUAUCAUCAUGUAAACUAGUAUUAUGUACUGUGGAAUCAUCAUCUUCAUCCUACUGAUGUUGGGUUGUGUGCUUGUUUAUAUGUACUCAAUUAAUAUCCUGUAUUUAUCUAAUCAAGAGAACAAGGUGAAUUGAGUGCCUUCACUA
This is a messenger RNA of Musa acuminata subsp. malaccensis (wild Malaysian banana), 811 nucleotides long. RefSeq lists its product as uncharacterized. The record is from RefSeq and is a predicted model, not a curated record. Lineage: Eukaryota; Viridiplantae; Streptophyta; Magnoliopsida; Zingiberales; Musaceae.